AUGAAAGUGCAAAAUUGUGAGCAACUACUGCGAGCUAUCUACGCACCUCAAAAUAUUUAUUGUGUCCAUGUUGACAAAAAAGCACCAGCCUCAGUCUUUAUUGCCAUCAAUGCCAUUACGUCCUGUUUCCCAAAUGUGUUCAUGGUCAGCAAGGCUGUGAAUGUGGUCUAUGCUGGAUGGACACGUGUACAGGCUGAUCUUAACUGCAUGGCUGAUCUCUAUAACACCAGUACGACAUGGAAAUACUUCAUCAAACUCUGUGGUCAGGAUUUCCCUCUAAAAACUAACUUGGAAAUUGUGCAAGCUUUGCGUUCACUAAAAGGAGGUAACAGUUUGGAGUCGGAGGAAAUGCCUCAAGGAAAGAAGGGAAGGGUGACAAAUGUUCACAAAGUAGUAGAUGGACAAAUGCAGCGAACAGGAAAAACAAAGGAUCCAGCUCCCUUCAAUCUGCCCAUACUAUCAGGAAAUGCCUACAUUGUGGUCAACCGAGGUUACGUCCGCAGUGUUUUGGAAGACAAGCGAAUACAGGCCCUCAUUGAGUGGGCCAAAGACACCUACAGUCCUGAUGAGUUUCUGUGGGCAACAAUACAACGAAUACCUGGUGUUCCUGGCUCAACAUGGCCCAACCGUAAAUUUGACACGACAGACAUCAACGCAAUUGCACGGAUAGUGAAGUGGCAGGGGCACGAGGGGUCAGAGGGUUCUCUGCAAGCAGUAUACCCAGAAUGUAAAGGCCACCAUGUCAGAUCAAUAUGUGUGUAUGGUGCUGGAGACCUGCAGUGGUUGAUUGAACAGCAUCACCUUUUUGCUAAUAAGUUUGAUGCAGACAGAGAUCCCAUUGCUAUCUACUGCUUGGAGAAAUAUCUGAGACACAAGGCACUGACUGAGUUAGAUUAGUUGGAGAGUUAAUCAUCCACUAUGAAGGACAAUUCAAAUAGAUAACCAGAAGUAUAAACACAUUCUUGGAUAGUGUUGGAUCAUAACUGUCAUGUGGACAUAGAUGUGUUAUAAAAGUUGUGGAGAGUCUGGAUGUGUACAACAGUUACUAAAUGUAGCAGUGUUGGACAUUAUGUGAUCCCAAAUUAAAAAUUUAGCUUUUUUCAUUUUCAUUUGUGACAAUGAUGAUGAUGAUGAUGAUUAUGUCACUUAGAGAACCUACAGGUAAAUUGAUUUUGGAAACAGCAGGCUGGGAGAAUGAUUCAAUGUCCAACUA
This is a messenger RNA of Oreochromis niloticus (Nile tilapia), 1213 nucleotides long. RefSeq names its product beta-1,3-galactosyl-O-glycosyl-glycoprotein beta-1,6-N-acetylglucosaminyltransferase-like. Lineage: Eukaryota; Metazoa; Chordata; Actinopteri; Cichliformes; Cichlidae. Gene Ontology annotation, molecular function: beta-1,3-galactosyl-O-glycosyl-glycoprotein beta-1,6-N-acetylglucosaminyltransferase activity. Gene Ontology annotation, cellular component: membrane. The transcript is spliced from 3 exons. The coding region runs from base 1 to 897 and encodes 298 amino acids. The record is from RefSeq and is a predicted model, not a curated record.